Molecule: messenger RNA, 5720 nt
Organism: Phymastichus coffea
Lineage: Eukaryota; Metazoa; Arthropoda; Insecta; Hymenoptera; Eulophidae
Gene: inaE
Product: diacylglycerol lipase-alpha
Exons: 19
Coding region: 599-4045 (1148 amino acids)
Biological process (GO): lipid metabolic process
Cellular component (GO): postsynaptic membrane; dendrite membrane
Source: RefSeq, a predicted model, not a curated record
UCGACGGACACGCGCGCGCCAGCUUCCGUUCCGUAUCUGUACGCUUCGCAAGCACGUGUUCCCCCUUUUCUCUUGUCUGGAUUACUAUUUUCAGCUGUCGAAAUCUCCACAUCUUUCACGCACGUUGAACAGCCACAUACGAGUAUUGUGCUUUCUUUGUCUUUCGUACUGUGCGUAGUGCUCGGAGGAAAAGAGAUUUUUUUGACGUGUUGCAACGUUUAUUAAAGUUGAGUGAUUAAGCGACAAGCUCUUUUCGUUCCUUUUCUUUUUAGUAAUAAGUCAUUUUCUUAGUGCCAGUUGUACAAGUGCUUAUUCGAGCGUGCAUUUACAUGCAUUUCAGAGAGAUAAAUGAAAAUCAUUUAUCCGUCCAACGAAACAGAUAACAACGCUUGGUGCGCAUUACAGCGACGACGACGACGACUCGCCAAAGUAGUAGACAAGUCGAUGAAAGAUGCAGCAAAAGCUGACGGCGAUGACGAUCGUUGAAUCUUCCGACCGAUUAAAAUCAUCAACUACGGGACAACCAGUGACGAUCGCGCUCGUGUUAAAAUGUUGCCGUUGCGUGAGAGAUUCAUCGUAGAAGAAGGGAACGAACGAUAUGCCCGGGAUCGUCGUGUUCCGCAGACGAUGGAGCGUCGGCAGCGACGAUCUUGUUGUACCUGGCGCUUUCCUCUUCGUUCUGCAUCUGAUAUGUUUUGUUGAAAUUGGGGCAAACUUGGUAAUUUAUGAAUGGGACCGGAGCAUGCAGUGCGUGCUCCUGCUUUGGGAGUACGUAAUCGGUUAUCUCGUCAUCUUCGUAACAUCAAUGGCUGUGGAAUUUGCUAUGUGUCUACUAGCAACUCGUGGCAGUAUUCUCGAUACCGCCGCGCGUGCACCUAUGCAGCAUCUACUCUACAUUAGGCUCUUUUUAUUAAUAGUUGAAGCGGCAUGGCUGAGCGCCGGUGUGACGUGGCUAACAAGGUUUUAUCAGAGUUGUCCUGUGGACCGGGCGAAGGAUGUUAUGUUAGGUCUGGUGAUAUGCAAUUGGUGUGUGCUGGCGUCGGUGCUGGUGACCGUUUGGUGUGUUUAUGACACCGCGGGCAGGUCCUGGGUGAAAAUGAAAAAGUAUCAGCGAAGCAUGCGCGAGGCCGAGACUCGGGGCGACAGAAUGCACUACAAGCGCAGCGGCAGCAAUCGAAAUUGGCGACAACGAAAAGUGUUACGUGCAUAUCAAGACAGCUGGGACAAUAGGUGUAGAAUACUUUUUUGCUGUAUUGGCAAAUCCGACAGAAAUAGGAACUCAUUCGCUGACAUAGCAAGGCUACUCAGUGAUUUCUUUCGCGAUCUGGAUGUUGUACCGUCGGAUGUAGUUGCAGGUCUGGUAUUGCUGCGAAAAUUCCAAAAGAUCGAGCGCGAAUUAAUUGUGAAACAGCGUAAAAACGACACAUACGAGUUUCUAUCGGGAGUGCCAGUGACGUCGCAUACCAAAUUUCUCUCGCUCACCGAGGAUGGUGAUCUACAUCACUUACAGUCGGCCAUUCAUUACAUGCACUUCGCUCUCGCGGCCUACGGCUGGCCGUUAUUUCUUGUCAAUCACUCCACAGGAUGCUGUCAAUUAUGUACCAGGUUGAGAUGUUGCUGCUUUCCAUGCGCGAGACGGAACGACGAUGCGAUAAUCGUAGCUGACAAUUGUUGUCAGUGUAAUUACGCGGCAUUACGUCGUAUGAUUGAGAUCGGCGAUAUUGAAGUUGUUUAUGCUACUUUUCACGUCGACGUUGGUGAGACACCAUUUUUCGUUGCACUGGAUUAUACUAAAAAGAAGGUAGUGGUGAGCAUACGCGGUACAUUGAGCAUGAAGGACGUGAUGACGGAUCUAAAUGCCGAGGCAGAGGUACUGCCACUGUCGCCGCCCCGCGAGGACUGGUUCGGUCAUAAGGGAAUGGUACAAGCGGCCGAGUACAUUAGAAAAAAACUCAGCGAGGAAGCUAUUAUCAAAAAAGCUUUGAUCAAGGAUCCAUCACGAGGUACAAAUGAAUUUGGACUGACAUUGGUGGGUCACUCGUUGGGUGCCGGUACAGCGGCUAUACUGGCGAUCUUGCUCAAACAAGAGUACCCAGAUCUCGUGUGCUUUGCGUAUGCACCACCUGGUGGCCUUUUAAGCGUGCCCGCGCAAGAGUAUAGCCAAGAGUUUAUCACGUCCGUGGUGGUCGGUAAAGAUGUUGUUCCCAGGAUAGGCCUCCGACAAAUGGAAAGUCUCCGAGAGGAUCUCAUUAAUGCUAUUAAGAGGAGCGUCGAUCCCAAGUGGAAGACAAUAACGUGCUCGGUGAUGUGUUGUGGCUGUGGCACAGUACCAACUUCGGCAGCAAAUCUCGAAGCUGGCGGUUGUAUAAGUCAGUACCAACGCGAGAAGGAUCUUGCGCGUUCACAGGGUCACAAGCCACUUUACCCGCCUGGCCGCAUCAUUCACGUGGUCAGACAUCAUCCCAACAAGGGAGAGCAAAAAUAUGAAUCUCGUUGGAGGCAAAUGCUGCGAAAACGUGAGCCAGUAUAUCAAGCAUUAUGGGCAGGUCCAUGUGAUUUUAACGAAGUGCUGAUAAGUCCAGUGAUGAUUCAGGACCAUAUGCCGGAUAACAUGUUGAAAGCGUUAAACAAGGUGUCGGAGCAUCGAGAGAUAAGUGCCCAGUUGAGCUCGAUAGCUGCUGCUGCCGCAGUGGCGGCGACUUCAUCCGAAACGACACGGUCACCAAUGACAACAGCGACGGCUACACUCGACGUCUCGACGCUGCAAGUGACGGUGGCGACGAUGGACGCAACCGCCGACGUCGUAACGACACUGGGCCCAGCGAAGCCACAACGUCUGGCGUCGGGUCGCUUGUCGGCGGAUCAACAGAGCCGGAACAGUAGUAACAGCGCGACACCGACGUAUCCACUCAAUUGCCAAGACUUUCCGGACAUCGAAGUCGAGCAAGAGAUGCGUGCGUUGCUCGCUUCGUCGUCGCCGACAAAGCCGCCACAUCGACUUACAUUGCCAUCGCAUCGUGUGGGUCAAGCUGCUAGCGACGGGCCUACCCCGAAAAGACGCUUGUGCUUAGAGACAAGCUUCACCAGUUUGCAGAGUCCUUUGACGGAUAAUUACCCUCAAAUCGGCCGUGAACUGAGCGUUGACUCGAGAGGAUUACCAUGGGAGUAUGUCAGCAUCGCCAGUGAGAUUCUCGCCUCACCCAUCAAACCUGCUGACCUCAUUAAAGCGUCAUUGCGAGCCUCCGACUGGAGCAACAUAGGUCGUCUCGCGCCAUUAGCAACCCCGGAAACGAUGUCGGAAGCGUCAGGUAGCAGUCCACCAUCGCCAAUACCAGCCUGUCAUCGGCCAAUGAUGAGGCGAACGCCAAAGAUUCCCGGUGGAUUGUCAACCGCGGCCGACGAUCUUAAGAACAAUCUUCACUUUGCCAUGCUAACUGGAAAGAAUUAUUACCGCAAGAACGACAGUAGUAGCAGCAGUAGUAACAGUAAUGCCAACAGCGAAGUUAGUUACGGCAGUGCUAAGAGCUUGGCCCAGGGUCCGCCUCCACCACCGCCAAAGAGACGAGAUUCCGUUCUCGCUAGCAGCCGAGAGCACCGAGUGUGCACGGCAGCUUGUUGCAGGGAUGACUUGUCGGACAACUCGUCUCCGCACGCAACCUCCUUCCAUUCGUCAAAGAUAUCACAUCGAGUGCAGAUUGACUUCACUGCUGAGGAUGAACACAGUCUUGAUUUCUUUAAGAACAAGACCUUGACCGAAGCGAAAGAAAGCGGCAACGACGUGUUACUUAGCGUACGAAGUUCGCCGGAAUGCCGUGGUCUAAUGGCACCAGCGACGGACGCCGGUGCGGAGUGGCGUCGUAACAAGCAAUUGGAAAUUUGUGCAGCAGACGCCUCUUUGCCUCUACUACGUGGUCUGUCACCGACACCACAUCAUCAUCUUCCGACUACUGUACCAGGUAGCUCCAAUUCGCCUUUCUUCAACGCCAAACGCAAGAAAUACAUCUACCCUAUCACCCUCGUCAGUCGAGGUGAAAGUAGUGUUUAGAAAAGUAAUGUUUUCUUUGUUGAAAAUGUGUUUAUGGUCUAUACACAACGCAGUGAGAUGUUUAAUUUAAGAAUUAUUUUUUUUGUGUUAAUUUUGUUUGUGAGAAGAGCAUAAUUCUAUAUGCAAAUUUUUGUGCAAUCUUAGCUAUCUUUUUAAAAAUGUAAUACACGUAAUGUAUCUCCGAUAGUUUGGUAUUAAUGGCUUGAAGAAUACCGAGUAAAAAGAAUGUAACAAACUAUUAUAAGUGACAACAACUGUAUUAUUUUUUCAAAUUUCGUUUCUUUUGUCAGUUACUGUAAAUACGAAAGUGUAAUUAAUAACGAUUUUAAAGAUGAAUAUGAUCAUUAGUAUGUAAUUCCAUAUGUACAAAUCUGUUGAUUGGAUUGUAUAGAAUUUUAGACAUAUAAGGCGAAUAUUUAACAGUCUAGGACAUAAAAAGAAGUCCAGCCAAAAAAACUGAGAUUCUUUACUUUACAAUUACAAAAGUAGUGAUUGUGACACUGUAAAUUUUUUUAAAUUUUUACAGCAAGAAAACUAUUAAAAAAUAUUUUAAACGAUAUAGCAAAUUUUUAAAUAUAUGUCUAAGUAUAGUUUUAAUCUAGCUCUUGUCUAGUAGAAUCUUGUGAAUUUAGUUAUAAUAGAAAAUAAAAUUUAAAUGAUUUAUACUAAAAUAUUUUAGAGAAGAAUCAAUAACCAAUAUAGCAAAAAAUUCAAUCCUUCAAAUGUCAGGAUAUACAAUUUUAUUUUUAUACAAGUCUCGAUUCAUUUUGCUUCAGUAGACAUGAAAAAAUUAUUAUCAUAUUAUAAAUUUUUAUUUAGUGAAGAAAAUAUAUUUACAAGGCUCAUUGUGGUAACAAUUCUGGUAUUUCGAUAAUUUAUUAUUAACGGGACCAUUCGAGUGCAAAUAAUUUCUUAAUCAUAGAUAACAAACCAUUGGUAUGAUAUUGAUACAGUAAUUUAUUUCACUGUAAACACAAUAAUUUGCUAUUUUAAUAUACUUUCUGAAUUUUUAUUAGAUUAGUGUAAACAUUUUAUGAUCAUAGUAUCAUUAAUGAAGAGCUUAAAAUUCUUACAGUCGUUUUUGUGCCUACUGCUAUUUAUUUCUUUUGAUAAACUGUAUUUAAAUCCAAAUUUGUUUGGAAGUAUUAAUAGGUUUUUUUAAGAUUAAUUUCUACAUUAAAUAUUCACGAAUAGUAUCGUAUUGUUCUGAUGAAAAAAAUCAUUCAAAAGCCCUCCAUUCCCAAUUUUUCGAUAUGAGUACUCUAAGAAAGCUAGCUUCAUAGCAUUAUAUUGUAAUUUUUCAUCAAUUAUUUUCAUUAAGCUUCCAGAAGAAACUAUGAUGCUAGCUAAAGAACGUCAUAUGUUAGUUAAACGUACUAGUCUGUAAUGAAAUCAGUUCGAUCGAUUGAAAGCGUGUCUUUCCUAUACAAAUCUAGUCAAUAUCGUUACACGAAAGACAUUGUACUUAUGUAUAAAAUAGAAUUUACGAAAUAAAACUUCGACUCCAAUAUAGACUAAAGAAAAAAAAACAUUAAAAUAUUUAGAAGGAACUAGAGUAAAUUCCGUAUAAAUAGUUCAAUGCGUUAUAUUUAUAGGAUGCACUGGUAGAAACGAAUUGAAAUAUUGUGCCCAGUGGAACGCUUGAAAAAGGUGAUAAUUUUCAAGAAUAAAAAUU